Messenger RNA from Vitis vinifera (wine grape), 2622 nucleotides. Its product is annotated as CSC1-like protein HYP1. The transcript is spliced from 11 exons. The coding region runs from base 195 to 2339 and encodes 714 amino acids. The record is from RefSeq and is a predicted model, not a curated record. Gene Ontology annotation, molecular function: calcium-activated cation channel activity. Gene Ontology annotation, cellular component: plasma membrane. NCBI's taxonomy places the organism in Eukaryota, Viridiplantae, Streptophyta, Magnoliopsida, Vitales, Vitaceae.
GAAAUUCAAAUGUGAAGUCGGUUACGUUGAGGAAAUUUCACACCUGUCCACGGUUCAGCAAAAGCUUGCCACCACUCUCACUCCCACUCCUCAUUGCUCUUUCUUUGAAUCUUUCCGCUCUUUUCGAGUUUAGUUGAUGGAAUGAAGAGUUGAUGUGGUGAUUUACUGUCACAUUUUGAAGUUCUUUAGCAGGAAUGAUUCUUUCUGCUCUUUUAACUUCUGUUGGAAUCAAUCUUGGCCUUUGUUUUUUAUUUUUCACUCUAUAUUCUAUACUGAGGAAGCAGCCUGGUAACAUCCAUGUCUAUGCACCACGCUUGGUUGCUGAAGGAAAAUCUCAACGUACAAAUCAUUUCAAUUUAGACAGAUUAUUACCUUCUGCUGGUUGGGUGACAAGAGCAUGGCAGCCCUCUGAAGAAGAUCUCUUGUCAACGUCAGGCUUGGAUGCUGUGGUUUUUAUGCGUAUUUUCAUCUUCAGUUUGAGAGUAUUUACCUUUGCUGGAAUUAUUGGGGUUUUCAUUCUUCUUCCAAUUAAUUAUUUGGGGAAUCAGCUAAGUAUUGAUUUUUCUGACUUGCCGAACAAAUCCUUGGACUCUUUUAGUAUUUCAAAUGUCGACAAUGGCUCAAACAGGUUAUGGAUUCACUUCUCUGCUGCAUACGUUUUCACUGGAGUGGUCUGCUAUCUUCUUUAUUUUGAGUAUAGCUAUAUAUCAUCAAAAAGGAUCGCUUGGUUUUAUCAUUCCAAACCCCAGCCGCAUCAGUUCACUAUUUUAGUUAGUGGUAUCCCUGUCUCAUCUGGAAGCAGAGUUGGUGAAAGUGUUGAGAGUUUUUUCACCAAGUAUCAUCCUUCUACUUACCUUUCACAUACAGUAGUCCGUCGAACAAACAAACUUCAGAAGGUCAUUGACGAUGCAGAAAAACUAUAUAGAACGCUUGGCCACUUAAAAUCAAAAAGGCAUACUCAACAAAGGUUCAGGCGUGAUGGCUUUUUGGGACUCUCUGGACGCAGAGUUGAUCUUUUAGAUCAAUAUGAAAAGAAGUUAGAAGAUCUAGAAGAUAAUCUGAGAAUGGAGCAAUCCUCAUUGGCAGGAGAGGAAGUUCGGGCUGCCUUUGUAUCUUUCAAGUCACGAUUUGGUGCUGCAAUAGCUUUGCACAUCCAACAAGGGAUUGAUCCCACUGAGUGGGUCACUGAGCGAGCUCCUGAGCCACAGGAUGUUUACUGGCCUUUCUUUUCAGCAUCAUUCUUAAAGAGGUGGAUAUGCAAGCUGGUGUUUGUUGUUGCAUAUAUUCUUCUUACAGUUUCCUUCCUCAUUCCAGUUGUAAUAGUGCAAGGACUUACUCAUUUGGAUCAGUUGGAGGUCUGGUUUCCUUUUCUGAGGGGUGUACUGACUAUCACAUUUGUCAGUCAAGUGAUUACAGGAUAUCUUCCUAGUCUCAUUCUUCAGUUGUUCUUAUCUCUUGUGCCACCAAUCAUGAUCAUUUUUUCAUCCAUGCAAGGAUACAUUUCAUUCAGUAAGAUACAAAAAAGCGCAUGCACCAAGAUGCUGUGGUUUACCAUAUGGAACAUUUUCUUUGCAAAUGUACUAUCAGGAUCAGUUCUCUAUCAGGUUAAUAUCAUCCUCGAGCCCAAGGAAAUUCCUAAGAUACUAGCUGAAGUUGUUCCAGCACAGGCAUCAUUCUUCAUUGCUUAUGUUGUUACAUCUGGAUGGACCAGUCUAUCUUCAGAGAUAUUUCGAAUGUUUCCCCUCAUUUGCAGUUUUGUAAAGCAACAUUUUACAGGAAAUGAUGGUGAAGAAUUCCAGGUUCCAUCAAUUCCUUAUCACAAAGAAAUUCCCACAAUUCUCUUCUUUGGUCUUCUUGGUGUAACAUACUUCUUCCUUGCUCCACUAAUUCUUCCAUUCCUCUUGGUUUAUUUUUGUCUGGCGUAUAUCGUCUAUCGAAACCAGCUACUCAAUGUAUUUGCACCCAAAUAUGAAACUGGUGGGAAGUUUUGGCCUAUAGUGCACAAUUCAACAAUAUUUUCCUUGGUCUUAAUGCAUAUUAUUGCAAUUGGAAUAUUUGGACUGAAGAAGCUUCCUCUAGCAUCUAGCUUAACUAUUCCUCUUCCGGUUCUCACGCUUCUUUUUAAUGAGUUCUGCCGGAAACGGUUCCUGCCUAUAUUCAGGGAUUAUUCUGCUGAGUGUUUGAUAAAUAAAGACAGAGAAGACCAGAGGGAUCCUACAAUGGUUGAAUUUCGUGAUAAAUUAGUCACUGCAUAUCAAGAUCCAGCUCUGAAGCCAAUCCAAUAUUCUGGAAGCAUUGGCCGUCUCAAAUCUCCUCUUCUUCAUUCUGCUGUUGCUUGAAGUUAGUAGCUAACUUGUCUCUUCAUGGCAUCUGGGUCUGAAAAAGUACCUGUGUUUUUCCAAUAAUAUAGUCCUGUGAAUGGUUUUGAUGCCGAUUAUGUACAUUCCAUAGUAAAAAUUGGUCCAGAAAGAAGUAUUUGUCUGUGUGUCACAUGUGUGCCUGUGUUUUGUUAUUGUAAAGUAUAUGAUGUUGUGCAUGAGCACUUUGUUUUACUGCUAUCCUUGUUUUGGUUGUGAAUUCUGAGUAGCAUGAUCUAUCUGAUGUUGUUCCAGAUGUUUCCAA